AUGAAAGGACAGCGAUCGAACAUUGCCUCUACACAAUCUUCGAGUCUCCAUGAAGUCAGAGGAAUCUGUUGUGACAGUAACAGAAUCGAAACCAGCCACGAUGCAAUGGUUGUUAAAUCAACAAUGACGUCUUCACGAGCUAGGGUUAGGAAAAAGAGAAACAAGGUUUUAGAAGACCAAACCACAAUAUCAGAUUUGCUUCCGACAGAUCUCCUUAUGGACAUAUUAAAACUGUUACCAGCUAAAACCCUAGUUAGGUUCCUAUGCGUAUCAAAGCUUUGGUCAUCAAUCAUCCGCCGCAAAGAUUUCAAGAAACUGUUCCUCACCGAGUCUUCGAACCGACCGCAUCGUCUUUUCUUUAUCUCGCCGCAAGAUGAAGACAAAGACAAAGACUGUGUCCUUUUCUCUCUUGAAACCGAUGAUUCAGGUGAAGCCUUGAUAGCUGCCUACCAUAAAACACAUCUUCCAUAUCCUUACACAUACGACGCUGCCCAUGUUCGCGAUAUGAUUUGCUUUAGAGCUGAUUUUACUUACGAGGAUCUUGUGGUAUACAAUAACAGCACAAGAAGAUCAAUCACAUUGCCCAAACUCGACUCUCAAAGUUUUGUUGUUACGCACUUCUUGAGUUAUGAUCCUAUCGAUGAUGUUUACAAAGUCUUGUGUAUGACUAGAUUAAAGAAUAACUUCAAUGAUGCCGGUGAGUUUGUUUUGGCAGUGUUGUAUUGGUGCGAACCACCAUAUUAUGUUUACUAUUAUGAUCCGAAAAGGAAUAGUCUGAGAAAAGUUCCGAUCACUGGACUAAGAUGGCCUUUUCCGACCUAUCUCUUUACUAGUCAGGUUGAGAGUUUAAUGUUUCUGUAA
Messenger RNA from Capsella rubella, 861 nucleotides. Its product is annotated as putative F-box protein At5g44220. The record is from RefSeq and is a predicted model, not a curated record. Gene Ontology annotation, molecular function: protein binding. The coding region runs from base 1 to 861 and encodes 286 amino acids. The transcript is spliced from 2 exons. Lineage: Eukaryota; Viridiplantae; Streptophyta; Magnoliopsida; Brassicales; Brassicaceae.